This is a messenger RNA of Oryza brachyantha (malo sina), 1684 nucleotides long. RefSeq names its product E3 ubiquitin-protein ligase ATL31-like. The record is from RefSeq and is a predicted model, not a curated record. The coding region runs from base 10 to 1266 and encodes 418 amino acids. The transcript has a single exon. NCBI's taxonomy places the organism in Eukaryota, Viridiplantae, Streptophyta, Magnoliopsida, Poales, Poaceae.
ACGAUCCGUAUGCCGACGCCUCGCCAUGCGCUGCCGCUCGCGCUCGCCGCGCUGCUGCUGCUGGCGGCGGCGGCGGACGCGCAGCCGAACGAGCCGAGGGACAAGAGCAACGGCGGCGGGGGGUUCAUGGUGCCUGGCAGCGGCGGCGGCGGCGGCAUGAACCAGUCGCCAAGCUUCAGCGCGCCCAUGGUGGUGCUCCUCGUGGCGCUCAUCGCGGCCUUCUUCUUCAUCGGGUUCUUCUCCAUCUAUAUCCGGCGGUGCGGCGGCGGCGCCGGCUCCACGGGCCCGAUCAUCCCGGCCGCGGCGCUGGCGGCGCUGUCGAGGCAGGAGCAGCGGAACCGGCAGCGCGGGCUCGACCCCGACGUGGUCGAGUCGUUCCCGACCAUGAAGUACGCCGAGGCGAGGGAGCUCCGGGACGGCGGCAAGGACGCCGUGCUCGAGUGUGCCGUCUGCCUCAGCGAGUUCGACGACGCGGAGGAGCUCCGGCUGCUGCCCAAGUGCAGCCACGCCUUCCACCCGGACUGCAUCGGGGAGUGGCUCGCCGGCCACGUCACGUGCCCUGUUUGCCGGUGCAACCUUGCGCCCGAGGACCCCGCCGCCGCGGCGGAGGCGAACGUCGUCUCCAGCGAGGUGGCCGGGGAGCAGCAGGAGGUGGCUAUCAACGUGGACCGCGAGGGCGGGGAGGACGAGGAGAGGCAGAGGGAGGCGAUGGAGCUGGAGAGGAUCGGGAGCCAGCGCCGCGCCGUGCGGUCGCGGUCGGGGCGGCCGCUGCCACGGUCGCACUCGACAGGCCACUCCCUCGCCGCGACGCGGCUCGACGGCGACCUCGAGCGGUUCACGCUGCGGCUGCCGGAGCACGUGCGCAGGGAGAUGGUUGCCGCCGCCGGCGAGGAGAGCAUGCGCCGCACCGCCGUCCGGGAAAGCCGUGGAGCACGGAGCGCGCGGAUCGGGCGGUCCGACCGGUGGCCGUCGUUCAUCGCGAGGACGUUCUCAUCGAGGGUGCCGUUCUGGUCUGCGUCGAGGAGAGCACUCGACACGGAGGCCGGAGCUGACGUCUACACCGGCACCGCCACGACGCCGACGUCAACGACGGCGAGGACCAAGCGUGACAAGACCACCGCCACCGAUGGCUCAGUGAGCUCAGCUAAGGGCAGCGUCCGCUUCGACUGCCUCGGCGGCGGCGGCGGCCCGAGCACAAGAGUCGUCGCCUUCGCCAACGACGACGUGGAGGACGACGACGAGAAGCCAAUCGCCCGGCAAGUUUGAGCGCGGUAAGUGAGGCUCGCGCCAUGUCGACCGUCGACGUUCGUUCACUUCUUCCGGCGCCAUCAGCGCAUCAUCUGAUCAUAAAUCUUCGCAGCGAUCCGCCAUGGCUUGAGCUUCGAUGAUCAAUCAGCUCGUACACGGACGAACACACACAGACCACUAGAAACUUAGAAAGAUUGCCCACUUCAGUUGAAAAAUACUACUACUAAGUCAGUAGACUGUUACAUUUUCUCUUCAUUGCUUCUUUGGCUAGAGAAGUGGCGUAGAAACCUUCAAGAUCCAUUUUUUUCCUUCUUCUUUGUUGAAAAACUGGAGCGGAGUUGUACCGGCACUGUAUUCAAAGAUUCCUGUGAUUAUUUAUAAUUUUUUUCACAUGAGCUUAGGUUGCUAAACUUAACAAUCAGCUCAAUCAUGCAUA